Messenger RNA from Amoebophrya sp. A120, 2330 nucleotides. Lineage: Eukaryota; Dinophyceae; Syndiniales; Amoebophryaceae. The record is from the annotation of a GenBank genome assembly.
GUUGUGUUAUGGAUGGCACUCCGUGUCGGAUCGUUGCCCAAGACAAAAGAAAAUUUUGUUUUUACUGUUUCAAGUAUAUCAUGAUCUUUUCAGAGGCCGCUUCGUCAGAAGAACCAGCGUAAGUAAGUUGUAGUCGCAUCCGUUUGUCGUUGUUUUUCACUUGUUUACGUUCGCACUCGGUCUCGGGUGAAAACGGGAUUGAAAAUAAUGUCGUCAUCUGCGGCAGCGAGGGUGUACGAACCCUCUGUGAAGCGCGCGCUGGCGCACAAUUCUACUCUCCAGCAGCGAUUACUGCAGCAAAGCUAUGUGAACACGAACGGAAGAAGUGCGAGCCCACAGGAGCUGCUUUCCUCCUUCGAAGAGAAUACCGCGGAACUGAGUGUGCCCCUUAUGGUGACGAUUCUGCACAAACUAAGCCAAGACCGUUCAGGUUUCGUAGACCGUGUGCAGAGGACCAUAUGGGUCAAGCCUGUUCGCGACUGGGGAGAAACCGGCGAUCGAAAUUUCGAUAUUGGUUCUGAUUCGGAAAGAGCCACAGUAAGAAAUUCAAGAGGUGGUCCUGGAACCUGGAAGGCCUCUUCGUCCGCAUUUUUAUCGUCGAGGAAGAAAUCGUCGGCCAGUCGUCGUGCCUUCAGAAACCACACGGGCUUCGAAGACUUCGAUCUUUUGAACGGGGAGGAUGCUGAGAAUGCAGAGCUUGAGAGUUCUUCUUCUCCCGUCAAAGCCUCCUCCGCAACGGUCGAAGUAGAAGAGUUGUCCCAUGAAGUAGAGCAGACCACCAAGCCAGACGCCGCGGCAUCACUGGACUCCUUGACGCGCUUGCUAAAACGACUGCAGCACACGGUUGAUGUUCUUCGUGGCGACCAAAUUUCGUUCGUGCUGUUUUCUCUAGUGUCGCUUUUUCACGCAAAAGCUCUCAGGAAAACAAAGAACUUACGUCCCGGCAGAAUUUGUGCAGUGCAGGAAGUGGCGCAAGAAGCUUUCGGUGCUGUUGCGCGGGAAGCGGAGACUCGAGUGGGUGAAUUGAGUGGGCAAGCGUUGGCAAAAGUGGCGUGGACUUGUGCGACUGUGGAUGCAGCGACGUUCCGGAAGACGGUGGUCACGGUUUUGCGGCACAGUGUGAAGCACUUUGAAGACGUAGAUUUGGUCACUAGAAUGGCAGAAGCGGACAAAGCUAAUCUGGUUUUUGCAGCUGCAAAGUUGCUCGACGGAUGCCCGGCAAAACAGGAUGCGCGAACAAGCGAAGGAGCAAACGAGCCUCCUGACGGGAAGCACCAGCACGCAGGACACAACAAGCAUCUUGGCGACCUAAAGGCGACACGAUACGAGACUAUGACUGGUACCGUCGUGGGCAACGAAGAUGCGGAAACAGCACAAGGCGUCGCUGUUCGCUGGCUAAGUACGGCAACCAAGGAUUGCACCACCUGGCAGAGCUCGUGGCACUUGGUGCAGCUGCUGGAUGCAGUGAGCAGAGCCAGGCACAGCAGUGCGGUCCUUGAAGGACAAGGAGGACUUGCAGACCCUGUGGUAGAUGCACUGCUGGAGCUUUCUCGACAGAAAAGUGCUCUACCGAUACGAGAUGCGGUGCAAGCCUUGUGGCUUUUGGUGACACGCUUGGAGGCGGGGGACUAUCCGGAACCAGCGCUGGAGUUUUUCAAGCAGGCCAAGGCGAAAUCCUGCGAAAUGGACCACCGGGGUCGGGUGUUAUUUGCCGUUUGUGUGCGCAAACUCCAUCUUCUCGGUCUGGUCGAAAUGGACGAAAUGCGUGCCGUGCUGAACGCACUGCAGGAACAGUUCGUGCUGCACAGCGCUAGCUUCGGGUCCUGGACCGCGACCGACCUUUCGAACGUCUGCGAGGCCUACGGCACGGCAAGUGCAGGCAAUCCUCCCCUUCGCGUGCCCUCACCUACUGCCUCUGCCUUCACGGCUUCCGUGCUGGACGCUGUCCAAAAGAAGCACUUUCAACAGCCGCACGCGCUGGCCAAUGUGGUCUGGUUUCUCGCCGCGGAGCCCGAGGCGCAAGUUUCGAAUGCGGAUUUGAUGAAGUUGUAUCGCCGAAUGUGCGGCGCGCGCCGGCAGCUGCGCGAGUCUCAGAGCAAGCGCAACGAAGACUGUAGAGUAACUACUAAGGAAGUCUGCACCAGUAAGUAUUUCGCUCGAGUAGAGGAACGGGUUUUAGAAUACAGAAAUGAGCUACACGAGGAACUUCUGCAAAUGCAGUGCAACAGUAUUAAGAGAAAACCAACUACAGAAGUUCACACGCAUGAGCAUGCUGAAAAAUUUUAAUCUUUCCACGGCAGACGCAAGUCCUUGAAAGCGAUGUGGAUGUC